This is a messenger RNA of Debaryomyces hansenii CBS767, 3105 nucleotides long. RefSeq names its product chromatin-remodeling ATPase. The transcript has 2 exons. Gene Ontology annotation, cellular component: chromatin; nucleus. The record is from RefSeq and is a predicted model, not a curated record. Gene Ontology annotation, molecular function: ATP hydrolysis activity; histone binding; ATP binding. Lineage: Eukaryota; Fungi; Ascomycota; Pichiomycetes; Serinales; Debaryomycetaceae. Bases 1 to 3105 code for a protein of 1034 amino acids. Gene Ontology annotation, biological process: nucleosome organization; regulation of transcription by RNA polymerase II.
AUGAGUGACACAACAGGGAAUUUGACCCAAGGUAUUGAAAUGGACGAAUCACCAACUCCAGAAACUGUUACCACUCCAUCAUUGGACUUGAAUGAAAUCCUUAAACCAACAGAGUUGGAUGGAACCACCACUAAUAUAGCGUCUAAUAAGGCUAAGUAUUUGAUUCGGUCAGACAAGGAGCAUUUUGAUGUUGAUGAAACUGCUAAGAGGUUCAAAUACUUGCUUGGAUUGACAGACUUAUUUCAGCACUUCAUCAAUGCUAAGGCUGAUAGAGAUCCAAACUUUCAAAGAGUUUUGGCCAGUAUUGACAAUAAUGAGGUGAACCAUAAGCAUACAGAAGCUAACAAUAGGAGACGUAAGACUGAGAAGGAAGAAGAUGAAGAAUUAUUAAAUGACGAAGUUGAGACCCCAGCGAUUACUGAAUUCACUGAAAGCCCAGGAUAUAUUCAUGGGAAGUUGAGGCCAUAUCAGAUUCAGGGUUUGAACUGGUUGAUUUCGCUAUACGAAAACAACUUAUCUGGUAUCUUGGCGGAUGAGAUGGGAUUGGGUAAAACUUUACAAACCAUUUCAUUUUUGGGAUACUUAAGAUAUAUGCGGAAUAUCAAUGGACCACAUAUUAUCAUAGUUCCUAAGUCUACUUUAGAUAACUGGGCAAGGGAAUUUGCAAGAUGGACACCUGAUGUUAGGGUUUUGGUUUUGCAAGGUGAUAAAGAUUCCAGACAUGAAUUAAUCCAAAAAAGAUUACUCGCUUGUGAUUUUGACGUUGUGGUUUCAUCAUAUGAAAUUGUUAUAAGAGAAAAGGCGUCGUUCAGGAAAUUUGCUUGGGAGUAUAUUAUAAUUGAUGAAGCCCACAGAAUUAAAAAUGAAGAAUCUUUGUUGUCCCAAAUUAUAAGAAUGUUUCAUUCUAGGAAUAGAUUAUUGAUAACUGGUACGCCGUUACAGAAUAACUUACACGAAUUAUGGGCUUUGUUGAACUUUAUUCUUCCAGAUGUUUUUGGGGAUUCAGAGACAUUUGAUCAAUGGUUCCAAAAUGAUAACAAAGACGAACAUGGAAAUGGUAAAGAAGAAGACGUAAUAUUGCAGUUACAUAAAGUCUUGCAGCCAUUUUUAUUACGUCGUAUUAAAUCUGAUGUUGAAAAGUCCUUAUUACCUAAACAAGAAGUCAAUCUUUAUGUUUCGAUGUCUGAUAUGCAAAGAAAAUGGUACCAGAAGAUUUUAGAGAAGGACAUUGAUGCAGUUAAUGGUGCUAAUAAGAAGGAAUCGAAGACUAGAUUACUAAACAUUGUAAUGCAAUUAAGAAAAUGUUGUAAUCAUCCGUAUUUAUUUGAAGGGGCAGAACCUGGUCCUCCAUUUACUACAGACGAGCAUUUAGUCUACAAUUCUCAGAAAAUGAUUAUAUUAGAUAAAUUAUUAAAAAAGUUCAAACAAGAAGGAUCAAGAGUUUUGAUUUUUUCGCAAAUGAGCAGAAUGUUGGAUAUAAUGGAAGAUUAUUGUAUGUUCAGAGAUUAUGAAUACUGCCGUAUCGAUGGUCAAACUGACCAUGCUGAUAGAGUUAAUGCGAUCGAUGAAUAUAAUGAACCAGGCUCCUCCAAAUUUGUAUUCUUAUUAACCACAAGGGCUGGUGGUUUAGGUAUCAACUUAACUACUGCGGAUAUUGUGAUAUUGUUCGAUUCAGAUUGGAAUCCACAAGCUGAUUUACAAGCUAUGGAUAGAGCUCACAGAAUUGGCCAAACGAAACAAGUUCGAGUUUUCAGGUUUGUCUCCGAAAAUGCAAUCGAAGAAAAGGUCUUAGAAAGAGCUACUCAAAAGUUAAGACUCGAUCAAUUAGUUAUUCAACAAGGUAGAAAUGCAGGAAAUAUCGGUCAACAAAGUAAUAAGGCUACAUCAAAGGAUGAAUUAUUAACCAUGAUUCAACAUGGUGCGGCAGAAAUAUUUAGUAAAGAUUCUGCUUCAAAUGGUGAAAAUGCAGAUGACGUUGAUAUCGACUCGAUUUUGGCUUCUUCAGAAAGCAAGACAAAAGAGUUGAAUAAAAAGUAUGAAAAAUUAGAUUUGAGUGCGUUACAAAAUUUUUCGAACGAUGAAUCAGUAUAUGAAUGGAAUGGAGAAAAUUUCAAGAAGAAGGAAACUUCUACCAUCGGCGAUAUAGGUCAUGGAUGGAUCAACCCUGGUAAGAGAGAACGUAAAGAAAAUUAUUCCAUCGAUAUGUAUUAUAAGGAUGUUUUGAAUACGGGAGGAAGGUCUCAUGUUAAGUCAGGACCAAAACCACCAAAACAACUCAACAUAUUUGAUCAUCAAUUUUAUCCUACUAAACUAUUCGAAUUAAAUGAACUAGAAAAAAAUUACUAUAAAAAACAAAUAAGAUACCAAGUUCCGUUGAAGGCUGGUAACCCUAAGACUUUAAAAGAAAGACAGUUAGAACAGAAAUUGGAACAGGAAGAGAUUGAAAAUUCGAGACCUUUGACUGAUGAAGAGAAGGAGUUAAAGGAGGAAUUAUUAACUCAAGGAUAUGGUAAUUGGAAUAGAAGGGAGUUCACUCACUUUAUUCAAGUUUGUUCGAAAUAUGGCCGUAACUCAGUCCUGUUAAUUGCUACUGAGUUCGAAGACAAGACUGAUGAAGAUGUGAGGGAAUAUGCCAAGAAGUUUUGGACUUCGUAUGAAGAAAUUGAAGGCUACGAAAGAUACAUCAACCAAAUCGAAAUGGGGGAAGAAAAAAUCAUCAAGAAUAGGUUGCAAAAAGAAUCGUUGCGCAGGAAAUUAGCUCAGUACAAGUACCCACUACAAGAAUUAGUAUUGAAGUUCCCUCCAGCUUCCACAAACAAGAGAACGUUUUCAGAAGAAGAAGACAGAUUCUUGUUGGUACAAUUGUACAGAUUUGGACUCGACAGACCUGACAUAUACGAAAGAAUCAGAGAUGCCAUAAGGGAUUCUCCAUUAUUUCAGUUCGAUUUUUUUUUUCAGUCAAGAAAUGCCGCAGAACUCUCAAGAAGAUGUACUACUCUUUUGGCAUGCGUAUUAAAAGAAAUUCACCCUAAUGCUGUGAACAACAAGAGAAAGAAGGAAGAGACACCAGACAAAGAUACCAAGAAGAAGAAAGCCAAAAAAUGA